UUAACCUUAACCACCCAAACUAAAUGCCUCACCUGUACACUAAACCUAAUUCUAACCCUAUAACCAAGUCUAAGCCCGAAACAGUCCCUUCAAGAAGUUAGGACUGGCCAAAAUGUCCUCACUCUCCAAAAAUGUCCUCACUCUGUAGGGUCUGCCCUUGAAAUGGUCCUCACAAAGGUAUAAUAUAAGUACAGGAACACACAUGAGCACACAGGCACACAUAUGCAUACUAGGAAACCUUUGCUGAAAUCCAAGUCAAAUCAUUUCUCUAGUUCCUUUUCAGCAGUGGAAAUAAAAAAGGAAGUUGAAGUCUGACUUAAGUGUUUGAUGUGAGAAAAGAGAAACACACAGAUCGCCGACGCUGCCGAGGAGACGCUCUGGAAAACAACAGAAAGAGCAGAAGAUGGGUGGAGAAGUGACACAAGGCUGCUGGCUGCUCCUCAUACUAUCUCUGAAAGGUAUUCUAGCUGGCGAUUGGUCAGUUCAUCUCCCCUCUGGUCCCAUCUGUGCUGUGACUGGUUCUUCGCUGGUUCUUCCUUGUUCCUAUGACUACCCCCAAAGUUCAAAUGAAACCAGGCCAGAGGAACAGCUCUCUACUCAGGGUGGAGGAGGGGAAGAAGGGCAUCAGUACGAAGUUUUGUCCGAGAUCUGGUGUCUGGAAGACAGCCGCUGUAUCACCCCGAGGUAUGUGUUCCACAGUGCAGGUAUUUUCCCGGAUCCAUCCUACCAGAACAGGGUGCAGUACCUGGGACUAGCAGGAACAAAGAACUGUUCUCUGAGCAUCUCUGAUCUGAGACCAUCAGACAGUGGAAGCUACGUGUUUUACCUCAUCACCAGUCACCCAACACAGAAGAUGCCAGCGCAGGGAGGUGUACAGCUACUGGUGGCAGAUUCCUCCAGUGCAGUGUCAACAUCAGCGAGUCCCUCUGGUGGCAUCACUGAGGGCGUCGAUUUGCGACUGGCCUGCUGCAGCCCUUCAGCCAAUCCACAGGCCCGUUUCAGGUGGUUCAAGAGCACAAGCGCCCCCCCAAGAUACACCGGACAGGUGUGGAACAUCAGCGCCGUUGCUUCUGAUGACUCUGGCAGCUACUACUGUCAGAUGCAGACUGAAGAGGGAGAACAGAACUCAACGAUGCUGGACAUUGAUGUAGAGUACUCACCUCGAAAUACGCAUGUGUCCAUCUCUCCACCUGGAGAGCUACAGAGGAGCCUCCCUGUGACCCUGACCUGCAGCAGUGACGCCAACCCACCUGUCCACACCUUCUCCUGGUACCAGGGUGCAGCGUGUCUCCCUACAACAGACAACAGUUUCCAUCAAGCAAGACAGUCCCCGGCUACAUCCGCAGGCUCCACAUUCAGCACCACGACCAUCAGCGCAGAGGAAUAUGGGCAGCACUGCUGUGUAGCACGCAACACAUAUGGAUCACAGACUUAUUCUGUGACACUCACUGGUAUUAGAGCUGCGACCCCACCUAAGACCACCGAAAGAAGAGUGCUGCUCAUUGGUGUGUGCAUCGGUGUCUUAUUGGUUAUUAUAGCCGCAAUUGCGUUUCUUAUGAGAAGGAGAAAGAGGACAUCCCACCAACGGUCGUACGUUCUCACAGCGACAACUGCUACAGAAGCUUAAAGACUCAGCGGGCAUCAAAAACAUAAGACAUCCCUAUAUGAUGACAUUCAGGAAACUCUAGAUAGGUCUAUUUUGUUCCUCAACACCGUCAAAAGGUACAUUUGCCUUCACACUUCAUGUCACCAGUGGAGCCCUACGACAAAAGCAGACUAAUUAAAGGGGGAGGCUCUGGAUCAGGAGGUUGAAAGGGUUGUCCGCAGAGAGGGUUCAAUCUCCGGCUCCUCCUUCUUCUUUUUUUGGACAACUCUAUUUAUUGAUGUCUAUCAGGUCAUGAAGAAGAUUUUCACAAUAAGACAAAUUACCAAUCCUACUUGUAAUUCUUGAAUUCCAAUGCACUGAGGGGAACUCGGCCUGAGAAAGGUGUGACUCAAUUGAAGGAAAAGGUGUUGGAAUAUUUUUUUAAUUUCUUUGUUUUUUGUGUCUGAACUAAAUGAUUCUGUCAAGACUAAACCAAGGAAUCUUCAAGAGAAAGAAAAUGUCUUUAUUUGUGAUAACUGUGACAGAAAAUCUUGUGUUGCCUCCACUGAAUAUUUCUAUGUUGAUGUUACUUAUAUUAUUAAAGUGGCAGGUGUGAGUUUGGA
Platichthys flesus (European flounder) is the source of this 2208-nucleotide messenger RNA. Its product is annotated as B-cell receptor CD22-like. The record is from RefSeq and is a predicted model, not a curated record. The transcript has 8 exons. NCBI's taxonomy places the organism in Eukaryota, Metazoa, Chordata, Actinopteri, Pleuronectiformes, Pleuronectidae. Bases 404 to 1627 code for a protein of 407 amino acids.